ACGUGUCUGCUUUUCUUUUCUUCUCCUCUGCAGCCGAACAAAGCCCCCAAGCUGCCGACAACCCUCCCUUGAAGAAAAACCGGUAAAAGCUUGGGGAUUUCUCCUUCUUUUCUUGUUCUAGACUUCUAGAACACAUAUAGAACCCAGAAAUCUCUCCCCCCCUCUGCAAAAAUCCCGGAUCUGCUCUGCUCUGCUCCUCACCGUCGGCUGCUCUUGUGUGGGUGUGAUUUUCGGUCUUUUUGAUUUUCUCCUGCACUGCCGCCGGCUUCCCCUAGCUUGCAGCUCCGGUUUUUGCUGCUAAAUUCUGGAAGCGAAAUCAAGGACGGGGAAAAACGAGGGGAGUGAUGAGUUAGAAGGCUAGCCAUCUUGUAAAUUGAACAUAGAUUUUAGAUAUAAAUCAUGAUCUUGUAAGCUAGACUUUAUUUGGAGAGUUUAUAAAUUCAUUGAAUGGAUUGCUAGUUUCCAAGAGAUUUCACCUUGAGAUUUUGAGCUUAAGUCCUGUUGGACAUAGAAUUAUUUUGAGAUAUUUGAUUUAAGUUAUUGGAUUGUCAGAUGUGAAUUGGAUAAGUUCCGUGUCUUGUGUAUUUGUGGGAUCCUCUCAUGAGUGUACGGCGUCUGCCACGUCCUCGGAUUUGGGUCCUGGGGUGUGACAAUAAUCAUCAAAAUCAUAGGUACAAUAGUUCAUUGUUUUGGAAUUAAACAUGACAAAAGCAUAUCCAUUGUUGUGGGAUUAACAUGGAACACUAUGAUCAAAAGUUAUAGAAUAUAAUUCUUGUUUUAGUAUACCUGUCGAUCUUCUUGAUUUUUGAUUUUUGGUUCAUAUGGACACCUCUUUAGGAGGGGAUGACUUGAUUGUAAAUCUACUUAGCUUCCAUGGGCUACAAGGUGAAGGGGUAGUCUUUGAAAUACCUGAUGCCCCUUGCCCGAUUCUGCUCUUCUUCUCCUUUCUUCCCGCUGCAGCCACUCAAAAGAAAAAGAAAGAGAACCCAGCCAUGCCUUUGAGAAACCGAAUCCGGAUCUGCCUUGCUCUGCUCCUCAUCGUCCGGCUGCUCCUGCUUUGUGGGUGUGAUUUGUUCGGUCUUUUGCUUGCCGCCGGCCUCUUCCCCCCUGCAGCUCCGGUUUUAGCUGGAGAAUUAUGUGACCCUGCUUGUGGGGAUUAUACACCAGCAAACAGUGCGCCUGCCAGUGGGUGUUAGACGCUGGCCAUGACCUAUAGAGGAGAUGUCUAUUUCGUUCUCGUAUUGUAUCCGUUUUUCGUGAUUGCACAUGUUGGCAUAAUAUAAGUUUAAUAAUGGGCACUCCAUAUUUACUUACUGAGUUUAUCUCAUAGUUUUUCCUUGUCCACCAUUUCAGGAAGUGAAAUCGAAGACGGGGAAAUCACGGGAAGUGACAAGUUAGAAGGCUAGCCAUAUUGUAAUUGGAUAUAAAUUUUAGAUAUGAAUCAUGAUCUUGUAUUUGGAGAUUUUAUGAUAUCAGAGAGAAUUUUAUAAUUUGAUCUUCAAAUUUUGGUGGUAUCAGAUUGUGAUAUGAUAAGU
Molecule: messenger RNA, 1535 nt
Organism: Rubroshorea leprosula
Lineage: Eukaryota; Viridiplantae; Streptophyta; Magnoliopsida; Malvales; Dipterocarpaceae
Source: the annotation of a GenBank genome assembly